UGCGGCGGGAACCGGGCACGGAACCGGGCACGGAACCGGGCAGCAGAGCCCCGGGCACGGCCCUUCUCUGCCCUGGCUGCCUGCGGACCCUCGGCUCGGCGGUGUUGCAAGAGGUCUGUCUUAGACCCCUCGACAGGGAACAUCGAGCCACAGACUUCAAGCUCAGGAUUAAAUAACAGUGAAGGGAAAGGAGCCAUGUUCCAGGCCACGGGAGCAGCCAGCCCGCCCCCAGCUCAUGAGGCCAAGAACAGCUCAGGAGGCAGCACGGUGCAGCGCUCCAAGUCCUUCAGCCUGAAGGCGCAGGUGAAGGAAAUCUGCACUGCCUGCCAGAAAACUGUGUAUCCCAUGGAGCGGCUGGUGGCCGACAAAUUCGUCUUCCACAACUCCUGCUUCUGCUGCAAGCACUGCCACACCAAGCUCAGCCUGGGCAGCUAUGCUGCGCUCCACGGGGAAUUCUACUGCAAGCCCCACUUCCAGCAGCUCUUCAAGAGUAAAGGAAACUACGACGAGGGCUUCGGGCGCAAGCAGCACAAGGAGCUGUGGGUGCACAAGGAGGUGGAAAGUGGCACCAAGUCGGCGUGAGAGGGGCCAGCCCCUGCUCCUGGAGCCCAGCAGAGCCGGAGCAGCUGAGCUGGGGCUAACUGAGCUGAUGUAAAGCAGGACCUGUGGGAGGGGAGGGGGGGGGAGCCCCCUCCUUGGAGGGUGCUUAGAGGGGUCCUGCAGGCCACAGGGACAGGGCAGAGGUGACCAGGCUGCAGCCCCCAGACCUGAAGCCCUCUCUCUGCAGGCCCCUCUUCCAGUGAGAUCAGAGCAGAAGCAAUUGCCCCCCUGCCACCAUGGAAAAGGAGAUGAGCUGGGGGCUUACCCAGGUUCAGAGUCACUGCAGAGAUCCCCAGCUCCAGCCCUGCUUUGCUGGGGCUCUGCAUAAGGAGGGUCCUUGGUUUACGUCAGCUCAGUUCAGCUGGGAUGGUUCAGCCUUGAGGAUGUUGCCCUGCCACGGUUUGACAGUGUCUCUUUUUUAUAUUUGCCUUCCACUGGUACGUUCUGCGCUGGAGCCUCACGGCAGCUUCACACACGCUCCUUUAUUUUUGUAAUACAAGGUUUCCGAGCCUUC
This is a messenger RNA of Cinclus cinclus, 1114 nucleotides long. RefSeq names its product LIM domain containing 2 (gene LIMD2). Bases 196 to 582 code for a protein of 128 amino acids. The transcript has 5 exons. Gene Ontology annotation, molecular function: actin filament binding. Gene Ontology annotation, biological process: actin filament bundle assembly. Gene Ontology annotation, cellular component: plasma membrane; actin cytoskeleton. The record is from RefSeq and is a predicted model, not a curated record. NCBI's taxonomy places the organism in Eukaryota, Metazoa, Chordata, Aves, Passeriformes, Cinclidae.